Canariomyces notabilis is the source of this 1660-nucleotide messenger RNA. Its product is annotated as CoA-transferase family III. Lineage: Eukaryota; Fungi; Ascomycota; Sordariomycetes; Sordariales; Chaetomiaceae. The transcript is spliced from 2 exons. The record is from RefSeq and is a predicted model, not a curated record. Gene Ontology annotation, molecular function: catalytic activity. Bases 278 to 1522 code for a protein of 414 amino acids.
AACCGAACCCCGCGAACCGGGAUUCGGGACUGAAGCCUGGCCUGGCGGCCGCUGUUCUUGAAAUGUGAACCCCUUGCUUCCGGGACUGCAUGUGGCAGGCCUCCCGAAAUGACAACAGGAUAAUGUUGGUUCUUGAGCACUAGCUAUGUACAGUACGCUUUCAACUCCUCGUAGCAAAUCAGCACAUCAACAGCCCUAUUGAAAAUAUCCCGCCUGGCGCGGUUAUACGGUUAUACCCAGAUCCCAUCAGCCCAAACAAAACAUGGAAUCCUUCAAAAUGACCGGCCCGCCUCCUCUCACAGGGAUAAGAGUCCUCGAAUUCGCAAGUCUCGCCCCAGGCCCCUUCGCGGGCAUGCUCCUCGCAGACGCGGGCGCCUCAGUCCUGCGCGUCGACCGCCCAGUCACCACCACCACCACCUCCACCUCGUCCACAGGAUCCAGAUCCCCUUUACCCACCGGCGACCUCUUAACCCGCCACAAAACCUCCAUCACGGUCGACCUCAAAAACCCCCAUGGCAUCGCCCUCCUCCACGCCCUGGUCCCACACAUCGACGUGCUAAUCGACCCCUUCCGCCCAUCCGUCCUCGAGCGUCUCUCCCUAGGCCCGUCCCACCUCCUCUCCCUCAACCCGCGCCUCAUCUACGCCCGACUAACCGGCUUCCGACGGGACGGCCGCUUCGCCGCCAUGGCCGGGCACGACAUCAACUACCUUGCCGUGUCGGGCGUGCUGUCCUUGCUAGGACGGACCCGCGCCCCGCCGACGCCCCCGCAGAACCUGCUGGCCGAUUUCGCCGGCGGCGGCGCCACCCUCGUGCAGGGGAUUUUACUCGCGCUGGUGUCCCGCGCGUCUACGGGCAAAGGGCAGGUCGUGGAGGCGAGCAUGGUGGACGGGGUGGGGUACCUGGCGAGCUUUUCACGGUUUAUGGUCGCGGGGCGAGUGCCUGGGCUAGGCGACCGGCCGCGGGGGGAGAACCUGCUUGACUCUGGCUGCCCGUACUACGACGUCUACGAGACGCGCGAUCGGGGCAGGUUUGUUGCUGUGGGUGCGCUCGAGCCGCAAUUCUUUGCCGCGCUGCUUAAGGGGUUGGCGUUGCAAGGGAUGGGGUGGGAAGAGAAGAGGUACGACCGGGACCGGUGGCCCGAGCUGCGCAGGGUGUUUGAGGACGUGUUUCGCACGCGGACCAGGGACGAGUGGGAGCAGGUCUUUGCCGGCAGCGACGCCUGCUGCACGCCCGUGUAUGAGUACGCUGAGAUGAGGGCGGAUCCCGUGGCUAAGGAAGGGGACCAGCGCCCCCCGGUUACGCUGCGCGACACGCCGUGCCUGGCCGUGAAAAAGGGCGUCUCGGAUGAUGCUAGUCAUGGCCAAGGGCCCGGUGUGGAAGGGGAGGGAUACAUUGGCUAUCCACUGGCGCCGGGAGAGGGAGGGGUAGAGACAUUGAAGGCAUGGCUAAACUGGACGAGGGGAGUUCACUUUGAUGUUAGGGACGGUGGAUUGGUGUUGAAGGACAAGGCUAGACUAUGAGCGAAGGCAACUAGCACUGCCAGGCAUGUUAACUAUUGGAUAUAAUGGAUUCUUGAGAAUUAUCGUUCUGCUAUCUGGGGGAAUCUCAUUGAAUGAUCCGUACGGCUGGUAGGCAUACAACACUUCCAACUCCACCAC